AGCUAGUUUUGGUCAGCAGCUGAGUGUUUAUUUUUUUCACUGUGAUUUGUUAUCGUCAAUCUAAGCUGGUCAAAAUUAUACUUUUCCUGUUUUCUGUUAAACAAUUAGAAUUUAUUUUUCAAGUAGAUAGUCAAAAUUUACCAAUUUAUUUUACAAGUUAUUUGUUAAACUUCGGUUUCUUCAAUAGUAAUUUUCUACCAUUUCCAAAAAAAACACUAUGAACAGCUUAGGAUGGACAUUAAUAAUGAAAAGAGGCUGUCUCUUCUGUUCCAAAGAGACGGUAAACAUUAAAGGUACAAAAUAUAUUAUACGCGAUAGACUGGCUCAAGGUGGUUUCAGUUUGAUCGAUCUGGCAGAAAAUGCCAUAACACACAAGCUAUAUGCGGUGAAGCGCAUAACUUGUCACAGUAUAGAUGAUCAAAAUAUAGCAUUGCGUGAAAUUGAAAACUGCAGACGUAUAGAUUCAGAAAAUGUAAUUAAGGUUAUCGAUUAUGAGCUUAAAGGAUCCGCUGAUAUUGUUAUCAAUACCACCAGUGACCUAUACAUAGUACUGCCAUACUAUAAGAAUGGUUCUCUUGCUGAUCACCUGAGUAUACGCGCACGUAAAGAAGAUCAUAUGCCAGAAGCGCAGAUUUUGCAAGUAUUUCUGGGAAUAUGCAAUGGUUUAAGAGCGGUACAUGAAACUAAACCAGUGCCCUUGGCACAUCGAGACCUGAAGACUGCAAAUAUAUGUUUGUCUGACACUUUUGAACCAAUAAUUGUAGACUUGGGUUCAAUGACAGAAGCGCGUUUACAAAUUUGUGGACAAAAUGAAGCGCAACGACUGCAAGAUGAAGCAGAAGAGCGCAGUUCAAUAGUCUAUCGUGCACCAGAACUGUUCUCAGUGAAGUCGUAUUCUACCAUAGAUGAGCGUACAGACAUUUGGAGUCUUGGUUGUGUACUUUAUGCAAUGUGCUUCUUCCAUUGCCCCUUUGAUUCAGUUUAUGAAAAAGGAGAUAGUGUUGCACUGGCGGUGCUGAGUGGUAACAUCAACAUUCCUGAAAGUUCUAUAUAUACUGAUGAUAUGCACGAUUUGAUCAAAUAUAUGUUGCGUAUGGAUCCUAUGGAACGACCCUUUAUAUAUAGUGUAAUUGAAAAAACCCACGAUUUAAUACAUAAGCUUGAUGGACGUGUUUAGCGAAAUAUAACGUAUUUUUUAUUGUUGUUCUUUUAUGAAAUGUGAAUAAUAUUUUGACGUAGUUAUUGCAUUGUGUGAAAACUUUUAUAUAUGAUGAAACAUUUUAACAUUUAUAGAAAAUGAUUUUAGUAAGUUUAGCUUAACGUAAUUUUCUAUAUUUCUUAAAAUAAAUAUAAUUACAUUUAAGUCGAUAAAAAUCAA
Molecule: messenger RNA, 1378 nt
Organism: Zeugodacus cucurbitae (melon fly)
Lineage: Eukaryota; Metazoa; Arthropoda; Insecta; Diptera; Tephritidae
Product: serine/threonine-protein kinase 16
Exons: 3
Coding region: 218-1177 (319 amino acids)
Biological process (GO): protein phosphorylation
Cellular component (GO): Golgi apparatus; cytoplasm
Molecular function (GO): protein serine/threonine kinase activity; ATP binding
Source: RefSeq, a predicted model, not a curated record